AUGUGUGCAAGCGCAAAGGAUGAGGAAGCAUUAUGCCCAACGAAAGAAGUCAAUAUGGAGCCUCAGAAGAAGAAAGCAAGGGACAGGAAGUUCAAAAUUGUCCCUAUCUUGGAAGGUGAUGUUUGUAAGGAAGAAAUUCCACUAAUUGAGUAUUGGGUUCUUAGUGUGCCUUGUUUGACUGCGAUUGGCAAGCUGCUGCCGCUUCUGCCCCCCAUGCCGACCGAAGCGGGUCAUUUGAAACGAAUUAAAGAUGGUCGUAUUUUGGUUCAACCGUCAACUGUUCCGCUGCAGGAUAAUUUUAUUACCAGCUUAUCUUCUCAGUUAGGUACGGAAUUGUCUCUGUCAUCGGUAUUAGUGCCAGAAGUGAAGCCAUGCACGAGACGUCAGUUUCAGUGGGCUAAGGAAAGGUGGCCUACCGCAUUCCAUCCGAACAAAGAUAUUGAAAAACUUUUGGCUGGAUCUUUCUUUGACGAAGAUGAACACGAAAAAAUUAUUGGAUUCUUUUUGGAAGCAGAAAAAAUUGGUGGAGAUGGCUCAGGCUGCAUCAUCGUUGAUUUAAAGGGAAAGGUUGUUGCCAAAAGCGCGGAACGUCCUGUUACUUUGGGUCACGCAGUGAUGUGUGCUGUGUCUGAUCUUUGUGAAGCCCAUCGUAUUGGGAACAGUGAUGUUCUUCAAUAUCUUGGAACGGGGUUUGAUGUUUUUCUGACUGAAGAACCUUGUGCUAUGUGUGCUAUGGCUUUGGUACAUUUUCGAGUUGGCCGCGUUUUUUUUGGUAAAAGGAAGCUUAGAGGGGGUGCUCUGGAGUCUUCGUGGCGCAUUCAAGAAGAAAAAAGGCUUAAUCAUCAGUACAAAGUUUUUAGGAUUGAGGAACUUUAA
This is a messenger RNA of Enterobius vermicularis (human pinworm), 876 nucleotides long. The record is from the annotation of a GenBank genome assembly. Lineage: Eukaryota; Metazoa; Nematoda; Chromadorea; Rhabditida; Oxyuridae.